Messenger RNA from Drosophila busckii, 947 nucleotides. Its product is annotated as transcription initiation factor TFIID subunit 8. Gene Ontology annotation, cellular component: transcription factor TFIID complex. NCBI's taxonomy places the organism in Eukaryota, Metazoa, Arthropoda, Insecta, Diptera, Drosophilidae. The record is from RefSeq and is a predicted model, not a curated record. Bases 31 to 879 code for a protein of 282 amino acids. Gene Ontology annotation, molecular function: protein heterodimerization activity. Gene Ontology annotation, biological process: transcription initiation at RNA polymerase II promoter. The transcript is spliced from 4 exons.
GAUAACAAUAGUUCUGUAGUUGCCCCAACAAUGAAUCCCUACGAUGAGAGUUUGAAGCAAAUGCUUAACCAUUUGUUGCUGGAGCGCCACUGCGAGUUGGAAAGCGAAUUGGUGGGCGAUAAGCUCAUCAUGUUGCUGCAGCAUCCAGGAUUGCGUGACAUAGCAGUGCGCACUUCAAGCGCUGCUAACUAUGCGGGACGCUCCUCGCCCUGUUACUUUGAUGUGGAGCGCACUUUUCAACAGCUGGGCAUACGCAUAAGCGAGCUGCAAGCUUUGCGCAGUGAGCGUCAAACGCACGCGCUGCAGUUUGCGCCCUUGGAGACGCAAGAUGAGAAUUUGCAUCAGACUCCGGACUUGGAUGUGAAUCAGCAGCGUGGCGCACGCAGUGGACGCCACAUACCCAAGUAUCUGCCGCCGUAUCCAAGUGUGCACACGUAUAAGCAAACGCGCAUGGAUCUGAUCACGGAUCGCGGCUAUGUGGCGGAGCGUGAGCGGCGUGCGCAGCAUCGCAGCAACACGCAGCGUGCGCUCAACAAAUUUUAUUUACGCACGCAGCCAACAGCGUCGCUGUUUAACUCAAAGUCAGAGCAAGGCGUUGUGCUGCAAGUGCAAACUGCUGGCAAGCCCGCUUAUCUGUCAGCGCUAAUGCCGCAAGAUGAAAUCUUUGAUGUGGACAUCUAUGAGUUUGUUGCUGAGCCACUCAGUGAAAAGGCGCAAGGAAAUUCUUUUCUACGCGAAGCUGUAACAUCGAAUGCAGAUAGACCAGAGCGACCGCCAGACUAUGAGCGUUUAUUUAAAGAGUUUUGUGCAGCUGAAGACCUGAGCUAUGUGCCUUGGGAACAACGUCUGGUGUCUUUCAAUUCCAAGCCGUGCAUGUGAAAUAAGAAAAUAAUUAAAUUUAUUUCAAUUACAUUUCAUUAAAUGCCAACACACGUUCGCUCACUCGC